Messenger RNA from Prorocentrum cordatum, 375 nucleotides. The record is from the annotation of a GenBank genome assembly. NCBI's taxonomy places the organism in Eukaryota, Dinophyceae, Prorocentrales, Prorocentraceae.
AUGCCGCUCGUCUGGCCGCCCAUUGCCUCGCUUGCUGACGAGCUCGUUUUCGACGGCGACCGCUCGUCCUCGCCAGCAAUAGGGUUGCUCCGAUGGAGCUCAGCGCCCACACCAGAAGGCCUCGGGGACUCCUCGGAGAGGUCUGAGGUCGACUCGGUGUCGCUCGUCGACUCGGUGUCGCUCGUCUGGCGGCUCAGUGCCUCGCUACUGACCAGCUCCACUCUUGGCAACUCGGGCGCCGAGAACACUUCGGCCACGCGCCAGCCCGACGUGCGGCUGUCGGGGCAAGACUCGGAGAUCCUCAAGCCGAGCCUCUUCAUCUGGAGAAGGUCGUGGAGAGUCACCGGAGGUCCAAGAGGAGGUCGCAACCCAUGA